AUGGAGCGUGGCGUACUCAUGAUGUUGCUGCUCGCCGCUUGCUCGGCCGCUCCCGUUGAGCAGAGUCCAAACCAGGAGCAGGCCGCUGCACACGCCCAUGAGGCCCUGAGGUGGAUGGAGAUGUACAGGUUGUACCAGCAGCAGGGGAUGGUUGCCAACCCCUUUCUUCCUGCUGCAGAAGCUCCCGCUGAACCUGCAGCAGCAGAAACCGAAGCAGUGGUGGACGCGGCGCCGGCUCAGCCAGCCACUGACGCUCCUGCUCCUGCUGGUCCUGCUCCUGCUCAGUCGGCUGGAGAAGCAUCAGAGGAAGAGACAGAAGAGGCCAACCCUGCCCCAAAAUCUGCUGGCCCUCUAAACUCUGAUGAGGAGGAGGAGGCAGAAGAAACAGAAGUAGCAGAAGAGGAGAAGGGAGCUGUGGCAGAAGCGCCCGCAGAGCCUGCCUCAGCAGAUCCUGCAUCUGCUGUCGACGUGCCAGCCGAGGUCAACGAGGCUGCGGGGGUGGAUGCCUCACCAGCAAAUGCCGCACCAGUAGACGCUGCACCAGUAGACGCUGCACCAGUAGACACUGCACCAGUAGACACCCCUGAAGCUGCUGCACCCCCAGCAGCACCUGAGACUGACACUGUGCCAAAGUAA
Nerophis lumbriciformis (worm pipefish) is the source of this 636-nucleotide messenger RNA. Lineage: Eukaryota; Metazoa; Chordata; Actinopteri; Syngnathiformes; Syngnathidae. The record is from RefSeq and is a predicted model, not a curated record.